Messenger RNA from Theileria equi strain WA, 243 nucleotides. RefSeq names its product small nuclear ribonucleoprotein f, putative. The transcript has 3 exons. Gene Ontology annotation, biological process: mRNA splicing, via spliceosome; spliceosomal snRNP assembly. The coding region runs from base 1 to 243 and encodes 80 amino acids. NCBI's taxonomy places the organism in Eukaryota, Apicomplexa, Aconoidasida, Piroplasmida, Theileriidae. Gene Ontology annotation, molecular function: RNA binding. Gene Ontology annotation, cellular component: catalytic step 2 spliceosome; U1 snRNP. The record is from RefSeq and is a predicted model, not a curated record.
AUGUCCAAACGAGUGGAUUCAAGCCAGCCUGGUGCUCCAUUGAACCCAAAACCGUUCCUAACGAACCUAGCAGGGAAGACUGUGAUCGUUAAGCUCAAAUGGGGAAUGGAAUACAGAGGAAUCCUAAAGUCCUUUGAUAGCUACAUGAAUCUCCAGCUGGACAGCGCAGAAGAGUGGCAGAAUGGAACCCUAAAGGGAAAGCUCGGUGGAGAGGUUUUGAUUAGGUUUGUUAACGGAUUAUAA